Molecule: messenger RNA, 725 nt
Organism: Phodopus roborovskii (desert hamster)
Lineage: Eukaryota; Metazoa; Chordata; Mammalia; Rodentia; Cricetidae
Product: C-type lectin domain family 2 member H-like
Exons: 6
Coding region: 1-633 (210 amino acids)
Cellular component (GO): external side of plasma membrane
Source: RefSeq, a predicted model, not a curated record
AUGCUCCAAAUUCAGAAGUACGCUAGCACCUCAAAUCAAAUCUUAAACAAAGGAGAGAAGCUGGCGAAAACUUGUGGAGAAGGGACAGGAGGAAGUAAAAACCCUCGAGGAAAAUUUCUCAAAAUCAUCUCCCCCGUGUUUCCCACUAAGCUUUCCUAUUACUUCUGCUAUGGAGUGUUGGCGGUCCUCUCUGUAGCUGCCAUUGCACUUCCUGUUGCUCUGUCAGUGAGAUCCAGGAAACCAGCCAUUGAGAACUAUGAACCUUGCUCUGCCACCUGCCCAAGAGCCUGGAUUGGAUUUGGAAGUAAAUGUUUUUAUUUUUCUGAAGACAUCAGAAACUGGACAUUCAGCCAGGCCUCCUGCAUGGCACUAGAGGCCCAGCUAGCUCGAUUUGACAACCAGGAGGAGUUGAAUUUCCUGAAGACAUACAAUGGGACUUCUAUCCACUGGAUUGGCCUGCACAGAAAGUCACCAGGACACCUUUGGAGGUGGACAGACAACACUGAAUAUAACAACUUGAAUUCCAUCCGAGGAGAAGGAAAAUAUGCCUACCUGAGUGACAGAGGGAUCAGCAGUGGCAGGGCCUACGUGCCCAGGAAGUAUAUUUGUAGCAAGCCCAAGUGUAUUUCAUAGUACCAGUAGUUUCAUACGUUGUGUAGAGUGGUAUUGAAAUGAACACUUUGCAAUGGUAUAUAUUUUGGUUUUACCGAUAAAAACUUAAGGUC